CCUUGGAGAACGGAGCUCAUGCUUUCAGUUGGGAAGUGAAUGGAUGUGUAGAAAACGGGAGCCAGACAAGUGGUGAGGACCACAGAGUGGAAAUAGCAGAGAAGAACAAGUCCCCCAGACCUGUUUCCAAACUGCAUGCCCAGGAGAAGCAAGUCCGAUGGAGAAACAAAAUCUGAAGUCUCAUGUAGCCCCAGGAUUACAAGGCAAACUACCAGGCAGACCACCAUCACAUCUCAUUUCACAGGGGGCCCUGCCAAACGGAAGCCUGAGGAAGACACUGAAAAAGCAAAAUCAGAUGAUUCUGUCGAUGAAGAAGAAAAAGACCAGGAGGAAAAGAGACGUAGAGUUACAUCCAGAGAACAAGUUGCUGGACCGCUCCCUGCAGAAGAACCGGGAAGAGUAAGACCAGGAACACACGUAGAAGAAGAAGAAAGAGAUGAUAAAGUAAAGCCUGGUCACCUCCAGGAAGAAAAGAGACUCAGAAGUCAAACCGAAGGACUAACACCUAAACAGAAAUCUAAGGAGGAGCCAGACAGAGAUGCGAGGCCCAGAGGAGCUCAGGCUGAAAUGAAUGAAGGAGAAGACAAAGAUGAAAAGAGGCACAAAAGUGAACCCAAACAUCUAGCUAGCAAAUGGAGACCAGAAGUAAAAGAACCUGAAAGAGUAAAACCACAAGUUUCUGAUGAGAAAGAUGAGGAUGAAAAGGUAACAAACGCACAUGGUAAACACAGCAGUUCGACAUGGUAAAGUUCCCUGUCAGAGCGAAGGGACCUGGACCGUAUCCUCUGGGGGUCUGUGCAUGCCCGAAGAUGCAGAACAUGAAGAACACUCAGUCCCCUGUGCAAUCUAACAGCUCUAGUCCACAUGUCUCACCCCAAACCCAGGACACUAGACCUACUAGAGCAGGAAGCAAAAAUAUGGUAGGACUCCUCGGAAUGGCUGAGCCUUUGACCAAAGACCAAGCCCCACAGUCCCUAUGAACACGUUGAGAAUUUAGUUUGUUGCAAAGCAGUGCUCUGAGCUUCACAGCUAUGGCGGGGGUGGGGGUGGGGGUGAGUCUCCAUGGGACACACCCCGGCUAGAAGUCCCGAGUGGCAUUUAAUAAGUGACUCAAACAAGGACAAUGUGCAAUCCCCUUUUAAUACUUCUGAUCUCGGUGAAGAGCAAGUCUCACUUUGUUACCAGUGCAUCUCAAACCUUUCCAUGCAGUUGGUUCAUCUUUCAACAAAGACAACAGGAUUUAGGUCCAGAGUUUUUGGCCAGUAACAGUAAGGAUUAUAAUUUAAAAAAAAAGAAAUUGAGACAUUCCUCUUUAUUUUAGGUACUAUUACAUUUGAGGCAUAGUUGGAGGGCAAAGUAGUCCUCUUGUUCCUAAUAUCAUACUCCUUAGUUUAAAAAUAGUUACAGGAUAA
Messenger RNA from Orcinus orca (killer whale), 1412 nucleotides. Its product is annotated as DNA (cytosine-5)-methyltransferase 1-like. Bases 136 to 747 code for a protein of 203 amino acids. The record is from RefSeq and is a predicted model, not a curated record. Lineage: Eukaryota; Metazoa; Chordata; Mammalia; Artiodactyla; Delphinidae. The transcript has a single exon.